GCAAUAAAUAUUAUUAAAAAGACAACGAUUACACGCGCAAUAAGGCGAUUGCAAAAAAAAAAAGAAUCCCAAGUCGCGUGUUUUUAUUUGCAUGCGCAACAAAUUCGGAGCGCCAGUAAAAAAGUGCCAGUUUGUCAGUCCGCCAGGCAGCAGCAGCGCAGCAAGCAAGAUGAACGAAGAACGAGAGACAUCAGCAGCAGCACAGCAGUAGCAGUGAGCAAUAAUAAGUUGUAUGUGAGUGCGAGGUGCAACGAAAAUAACAUAAUACACGAAAAUAAAAGCCCGAAAAAAAUAAGACCCGCAGCAAAAUAGAAACGGAAAAUUGCUGAAAACGCGAGUGUGCACAACAGGCCCCUCUUGUAUUCGUGCAUAUGUGUGUGUAAUGGUGUGUCUGUUUCUGCGGCAAUUUUGUUAAAAAAGAAGAAUGAAAUUGAAAUAAUCUCAAGCUAGUCAAAAUGCAAUACCAAAACGGGUACAAACCAGGAGCGAGUGCGCGCUGCACGCACUACUGCGUGCUGUAAUCCUAACCAGACGACGAGUCAAUUUAAGAAUUCCAACGCAAUUGGAAAAUACAAAAGACAUAGUACAUAUACAUACAUCUGUAUUUAAAGCAAAUCAACGCAACAAACAAACAACAGCGGUGGAAAUAUGUAUUGAAAAUACAGUUUUCAUUUUCAUAUGAAAAGUGUCGUUGCCGUCGCAGUCUCUGUCGCCGUCGACGUCGUCGCUGCCGUCGGUGUGAAAAGAGGUCAAAGGCGCAACAAAAGUUUUUCAUUUCGCUGGCCUGUGAGUGUUUGUGCUUGCAAGGGUGUGUGUGUGAGUGUGUAAAACGCACGGCGUGCGGUGCGGUAACAAAAAGUACCAACCAGCUGAGCGCACAAAAUAAAAACGAAAAAAAAACGUCGUAGUUGUGCGUUAAAACAAUAAACGUGUGCACACACAUACAUACAACUACUAGCGUUUAUGUAUAUAUGUCAUGUAUGUGUGUAUGUGUGUGUAUUAGUGACGCUGAGCUAGCUGGUAAUAAGAACAACAACAUCAACGCAGCCCGCAAAAAAUCAGUUGUUAAAAUAUAUUUGCGCGCGCGGCCAUUAAGAAAUUCCCAACUGGCGCGAUAUACUCGUACAACACAAAUAUAUAAAAAACAAAAAACAAACACGCGCCACCGUCCCAAGACGUCCAAAAAUGCAAGCUUAAAACUCAAAUUAGAAAUCAAUUUUUUUCGCAUUUAAUAAAAAAAAUAAUAAAAAAUUUAAUUUCAUAUAUGUAUGUAUGUAUUUUGUACAGCAAGAAGCAGAACGCAAAUAAAAAAUCUGGUUUUAUCAGUCGGCGACGACAACGACGCUGAACAAUACAAGCGUCGACGUCGCAGUCGCAGCCUCGUCGCCGUUUAUGUGUGCAAGUGACAAAGUUUUAGCCUCCCUCUUAAAGAAGACGCAAAAGCAAGCCAACAACAGCUUAAACGAAACAAUAACACCAGCAGCAGCUGUAGCAGUAACUAAAACAACAACGAUUAACAACAUCAGCGCCAAAAGAGCGCGAAAAUAAAUUCGUACACACAUACAUGCAUACUUUAAUUAAAGCAUAUAAAAAAUUUGAGUAAAAGAAAUUUGCAUAACAAAAAUUAGCGAGCGGCGCAAGUAAAAUUCAAUCAGAGUUUUGCAGCGUCGCCAAGAGAGCGAUAAAAAAUAUAUUAAUCUAACAUAAAGCUUGACAUAUAGACGCACACACGAAUAGACACAAUGGCCAAUCCGCGGAAGUUCAGCGAAAAGAUUGCGCUGCAGAAACUGAAGCAGGCCGAGGGAACCGCCGAGUUCGAAAAGAUCAUGAAGGAGGUUAAUGCGACAAAAAUGAAUGAGCCGCAAGCGAAUCAAAAGAUAUUGGACUGCUGUGGGCCGGAAGGUAGCAGUGGAUCCCCUGGAAGUGCGGGCACAGGCAACGGAACGAGUGGUGGCGGCGGCAGUGGCGGUAGUGGCUCUGGCAGUGGUGCGAGCGGCGGCGGAGCCUCGCCCGAGGGUAUAACAGGUGGUGGUAGUGGCUCGCCAGCAAUGUAUCGUGAGUCACGUGGUCGCAGCGUAGGCGUUGGCCCAAUGCGUCGCCCUUCUGAGCGAAAACAGGAUCGUUCGCCUUACGGCGCCGGCACCGCUGGCGGUGUAGUGAAUGCCAUGCUGGGCAUACCCUCCACCAAUUACCUGAAUCUGCCGGAAACGUGGCGGCGUUCCAGCUCAGAUUCUGCUCUGCAUCAGAGCUUCAUGGCUGCAGCAGCAGAGGGAAACCUGGGACAGAUUGGUGGCGGUGAUGGAAUGAACUCGCUCCAUUCCAACUAUCAUCACCAUCAGCAACACCAGCAUAAUCAGCAGCAGCACCAGCAACGAUCUCACUCGCCGCACAUUGGACGCAGCUUUAGUCCGCAGGCACAAAGAAGAAAGAACCACAUGCUGCAACCGCAUCAGCUACAGUUACAGCAGCAGCAACAGCAGCUGCAACAGCAACAACAUCAGCUGCAUCAGCAUCAGCACAUGCAACAGCAGCAAUUGCAGCAGCAACAUCAGCUGCAGCAGCAAUUGCAACAGCAACAGCCGCCAUAUAACGCCAAAUUCCCCAACUCCAACUGCAACAUGCCAGCGAAUAGUAUCUUCAAGUCGCUCCAAGAGCAAAACUUUGCCAACACUGGUUCACUGCCCGACCUGACGUUGUUCCAGUGCACUUCAACGCCUCAACAACAGCAACACCAGCAGCAGUCACAACAACAACAGCAACAUCACCAGCAACAGUCGCACCUGCAACAGGCGACGGUUUUAUCGCCCGCCAUGUCACCGCACAAUCAGCGUCCUGAUGUCCCACGUGAUCAGUCACCGAGUCCCUUCAGUCCGGCAAGUUGUGGCGCAGGUCCGCCCUCGCCCUACCAUCAGCAACAGCACUCGCCUACGUCAGGCGGCAACACGCCCACACCCCAGCAACAACAACAGCAACAGCAGCAGCAACAACAACAACAACAACCUAGCAGCUCGCCGCAUUUGUCAUUUACAAAUCUCGCAGUACAAUCGUCCGCCUCGGGUGCUGCAUCGCCCCGACAACACUUUAGCCCGUUGCCCACGUUGGGCGCUGCCGGUUCCACCGGCAACCUGACCGAUUAUCGACAACCACCGAAUCCACCAAGUCCUCGGAGCUCGCCCGGCCUGCUCAGCUCAGUGUCAGGCAGUGAGCUACACACAAGUGCCCCUGCAAGUCCCAUACGCCACACCCAAACGCCCACGUCUGCGCAAUCACAGCUGCAACAACAGCAACAGCAACAAGUCACCAGCGGCGGAAACUUCGACGGCGGUUAUAACAGUCUGAAUCCCUCGUUUCAUAAUCACUUUGAAAACUUCACGCUCGGUGAUAGUAAUUCAUCUCCGGAGCAGCAGAACUUCUCCAACAAUUUUUUAGCGCUGGAUUUUGAUGAUUUUAGCAGCGGUGGUGGCAAUGGCUCCAAUAGUCAGUAUCAGGGUCAGGAGCUGGCACAAAAUAAACUUUUAGACUUUAAUGAACUGAGUCCGGUCUCCUCACCAGCUGCCUCAAAUGCUGCCGCCUCCAACAAUAACAACCAGCAGCAACAGCAACAGCAUCAGCAACCGCAACAACAUCAAAUGGGUCUGAACAAUAAUAGUAGCAGUGUCGGAGUUGGUCGAGGAAGCACGCACAAUGGUAGCACAAAUCUAAAUGGGCCCACGACGCAUCACAACAACAACAGCAGCAGCAAUGCAACGAGCAAUCUGUCCGGAAACUCCCCGCUAGCCAACGAUGUGCUCGCUUCGCCUGUGCCUUCUCCACUGGGUGGUCCAUCGUCCCCGCUGCCCAUACCCAUGUCGGCACAAUCUUCGCCGCAUGCCAUUGCGCAUCACCAACAACAACUGUCAUUGUCGCUGCACUCGCAGUCGGUGCAACACUCGCCACACCACUCACCCCUGCACUCGCCACAUCACUCGAGCUCACCCCUGUCCAGCUCAUCGCCAGGAAUGACCACGCUCGGUGGCAGCGUCUCCCCAUCUCCACACCAACAGCUAAGAAAUGCCUGCAACUCCAAUGUAAUGAUAAACCAUCAGCAGCAUCACCAACACCAACAGCAGCACCUGCAACACCACCAUAACCACCAACAACAACAACAACAGCAACAACUCUCGCAGAGUCAUGCCAACACGCCCACUGCAACGGACAUACCCGCGAUCAUAUUCACAGACUGCUCCACCAAUGCGGACUUGGCACGCGAGAUCUUUGAUAGCCUCGAUCUCGAUCUGGGCGCACUAGAUGCAGCGAUGAGCGAUCACAAUGCGAUCAUGAGUGCCGAUCCCAGCAUCGAGGACCACUUUCGUCGAGACCUUAACUGAUACUAUGA
Scaptodrosophila lebanonensis is the source of this 4375-nucleotide messenger RNA. It is a transcript of the gene Crtc, whose product is annotated as probable serine/threonine-protein kinase yakA. Gene Ontology annotation, biological process: positive regulation of transcription by RNA polymerase II; protein homotetramerization. Bases 1743 to 4367 code for a protein of 874 amino acids. Gene Ontology annotation, molecular function: cAMP response element binding protein binding. Gene Ontology annotation, cellular component: cytoplasm; nucleus. The transcript has 2 exons. The record is from RefSeq and is a predicted model, not a curated record. NCBI's taxonomy places the organism in Eukaryota, Metazoa, Arthropoda, Insecta, Diptera, Drosophilidae.